Pseudocercospora fijiensis CIRAD86 is the source of this 1122-nucleotide messenger RNA. RefSeq lists its product as uncharacterized. The transcript has 2 exons. The coding region runs from base 1 to 1122 and encodes 373 amino acids. Lineage: Eukaryota; Fungi; Ascomycota; Dothideomycetes; Mycosphaerellales; Mycosphaerellaceae. The record is from RefSeq and is a predicted model, not a curated record.
AUGGUGGCACCAAAGCCGCCGCCUGAGCUGAACAUACCAGCUUCGAAGUCGACAGUGAAAGUAUCAUGCAUAGAUAGCACAUCUCGAUUCGAAAUCCCAAUGUCGCCUUUCUUGCAGCCAGAUUACGAAGGUCAUGAUAAGCUGAUAGGGCCCUCGUUCUCAUUCCUGAUCGAGCAUCCAUCUUCGAAACCAAUUCUCUUCGACCUAGCUGUGCGCACAGACUGGGAGAAAUAUCCUUCCUACGAAAAGUGGGUGCGUCUAAAGUGGGAGAUCAAGGUCGAAAAAGACGUAGCCACGAUCUUAAAGGAGAAUGGCGUUGAUGUCGAUGGUGGGGCCAUUGGGGCCAUUGUAUGGUCGCAUCAUCAUUGGGACCAUGUGGGAAAUCCAGCAACGUUUCCUUUUUCGACGGAACUGGUGGUUGGUCCCGGCUUCAAGGAGGCUCAUCUUCCUGCAUAUCCUACCCGACAGGAUGCUACCCUUCUGGACACCGAUUUUGAGGGGCGUAACACUCGGGAGAUCAGCUUCGAAAAAGAAGGCAACGGCUUAAAGAUUGGCCGUUUCAACGCCUUCGACUACUUCGGCGAUGGCAGCUUUUACCUUCUCGACACGCCAGGCCACUCAGUCGGGCAUAUUUGCGGCCUUGCGCGAGUGUCCUCGAGUCCAGACUCAUUCGUCUUCAUGGGUGGCGACGCUUCUCAUCAUGGAGGAGAAUUCAGACCGACAGAGUACUCGCCGCUCCCUAAAGAGCUUAACCCUUCUCCUUUGAGACGCAACCAUACAAUAUGCCCCGGUCAUAUGUUGCUGGACAUGCACCCUCAUCAAAGGGCAGACAAGCCAUACUACUAUGUGACAGCAUCCUUCGCCCACGACAAGAAAAUUGCCGACUGGACGAUAGAUGGUCUAGGAGAGUUCGAUGCACAUGAGAAUAUCCUGAUGCUGAUGGCGCAUGACGAUGCCGUCGUUGAUCCUCCACAAUUUGACUUCUAUCCAAAAUCGCUCAACAGCUGGCUUAGUCAAGGCAUUGGUCAGAAGGUCAAGUGGAUGUUCUUCAGAGACUUUGAGGAUGCCAUGGAGUCCAAGGGAAAAGGUGGCCAGGCGUUUACCUGGGGCGAGUAUCCUUGA